AUGCAAAUUUUCGUUAAGACUUUGACCGGCAAGACUAUCACGCUAGAAGUUGAGUCUUCUGACACAAUCGAUAACGUUAAAUCGAAGAUUCAAGAUAAGGAAGGUAUUCCUCCUGACCAACAAAGACUCAUUUUUGCUGGUAAGCAGUUAGAGGACGGUAGAACGUUAUCUGACUACAACAUUCAGAAGGAGUCUACUUUGCACUUGGUCCUGAGACUGAGAGGUGGUAUGCAAAUUUUCGUCAAAACCUUGACGGGGAAGACGAUCACCUUGGAGGUCGAAUCUUCUGACACUAUCGAUAAUGUCAAAUCGAAGAUUCAAGACAAGGAGGGAAUUCCUCCUGACCAGCAAAGACUCAUCUUUGCAGGUAAGCAAUUGGAGGAUGGUAGAACGUUAUCUGACUACAAUAUCCAGAAGGAAUCUACUUUACAUUUGGUUUUGAGAUUGAGAGGUGGUAUGCAAAUUUUCGUCAAAACCUUGACGGGGAAGACAAUCACCUUGGAGGUCGAAUCUUCUGACACUAUCGAUAAUGUCAAAUCGAAGAUACAGGACAAGGAAGGUAUUCCUCCUGACCAACAAAGACUCAUUUUUGCUGGUAAGCAAUUGGAGGACGGCAGAACGUUAUCUGAUUACAAUAUUCAAAAGGAAUCUACUUUACAUUUGGUUUUGAGAUUGAGAGGUGGUAUGCAGAUUUUCGUCAAGACCUUGACGGGAAAGACUAUCACCCUUGAAGUUGAGUCUUCUGACACCAUCGAUAACGUUAAGUCCAAAAUUCAGGACAAGGAGGGUAUUCCACCUGAUCAACAGAGAUUGAUUUUCGCUGGCAAACAACUCGAAGAUGGUAGAACGUUAUCCGAUUACAACAUCCAGAAGGAAUCUACUCUCCAUUUGGUUUUGAGAUUGAGAGGUGGUAUGCAGAUUUUUGUUAAAACUCUUACGGGCAAAACUAUCACCCUUGAAGUUGAGUCCUCUGACACGAUUGACAAUGUGAAAUCGAAGAUUCAGGAUAAAGAGGGUAUUCCACCUGAUCAACAAAGACUUAUCUUUGCAGGUAAGCAGUUAGAAGAUGGUAGAACGUUAUCCGAUUACAACAUCCAGAAGGAAUCUACUCUCCAUUUGGUUUUGAGACUCAGAGGUGGUUUCUGA
Messenger RNA from Ogataea haglerorum, 1146 nucleotides. RefSeq lists its product as uncharacterized. The transcript has a single exon. Gene Ontology annotation, biological process: protein ubiquitination; modification-dependent protein catabolic process. NCBI's taxonomy places the organism in Eukaryota, Fungi, Ascomycota, Pichiomycetes, Pichiales, Pichiaceae. Bases 1 to 1146 code for a protein of 381 amino acids. The record is from RefSeq and is a predicted model, not a curated record. Gene Ontology annotation, molecular function: ubiquitin protein ligase binding; protein tag activity. Gene Ontology annotation, cellular component: nucleus; cytoplasm.